Molecule: messenger RNA, 1410 nt
Organism: Cucurbita moschata (crookneck pumpkin)
Lineage: Eukaryota; Viridiplantae; Streptophyta; Magnoliopsida; Cucurbitales; Cucurbitaceae
Product: fructose-1,6-bisphosphatase 1, chloroplastic-like
Exons: 4
Coding region: 85-1311 (408 amino acids)
Biological process (GO): sucrose biosynthetic process; fructose 1,6-bisphosphate metabolic process; gluconeogenesis
Cellular component (GO): cytosol; cytoplasm
Molecular function (GO): fructose 1,6-bisphosphate 1-phosphatase activity
Source: RefSeq, a predicted model, not a curated record
UUAGAGAAUCACACAAUGGUUUCACAAAGGUGAUAAGCCACCAAUAACAACUUCAACACACAACACAGAGUGAAGAGAGAGAAGAUGAUUCGUACCAUUUCAUCCUCUCCUCAACAAGCUCUCCUCUCCACCAAUUUUUUCUCCAGCUCCGCCCGUUUCCCGUCUCCCAAUUUCCACACCCACCGCUCUUACACCUUCUCCGUCGCUCCGGCAGCCAAGUUUCCGAUUAGAGCGGUGAGCUUGGGAACGACCGACCCGGAGAUCCGACCGAAGAACCCGAGACGAGCUGGAUUCGACGUAGAAAACCUUACCACAUGGUUGCUGAAGCAGGAACAAUCGGGGCAAAUCGAUGCCGAACUCACCAUCGUCCUCUCCAGCAUCUCUCUCGCUUGCAAACAGAUCGCUUCGCUGCUGCAGAGAUCCAGCAUUAUCAACCUCACCGGCGCCCAUGGUACUAUUAAUGUCCAAGGUGAAGACCAGAAGAAACUAGACGUCAUCUCCAACGAGUUGUUCUGCAGCUGCCUUAGAUCGACUGGGCGCACAGGGAUCAUAGCUUCCGAGGAAGAAGACGUACCAGUUGCGGUGGAGGAAACUUACUCUGGAAACUACGUCGUUGUGUUUGAUCCCAUUGAUGGCUCGGCCAACAUUGACACCGCCUUGACCACUGGUUCCAUCUUUGGCAUUUAUGCGCCUGAUAAGCAAUGCCUCUUCGACAUUGACGAUGACUCUACGCUUAAUCAAGAAGAACAAAAAUGCAUCAUGAAUGUAUGCCAACCAGGAAGCAACCUAUUGGCAGCUGGUUACUGCCUCUAUUCAAGCUCAGUUGUGUUCACAAUCUCCAUAGGAAAAGGAGUUUUUUCCUUCACUUUGGACCCAACCUAUGGAGAAUUUGUGUUAACUCAUCCCAACAUCAAGAUACCAAGCUUGGGAAAGAUCUAUUCUUUCAAUGAAGGAAACUACGAUCUAUGGGACGACAAGUUGAAGAAAUACAUCGAUCAUCUCCGACAACCGACGUCCUCAGGCAAGUCCUACUCUGGCCGUUAUAUCGGCUGUCUGGUGGGCGAAAUCCAUAGAAUGCUGCUUGUUGGAGGCAUCUACGGAAACCCUGCAAACGUGCACAAUAAAAAUGGGAACCUUAGAUUGUUGUACGAGUGCGCGCCGAUGAGCUACCUGAUCGAACAAGCGGGAGGGAAGGCGAUCGACGGUCAGGGGAGAAUACUCGACAUCAUACCGAUGGAGAUUCACCAACGCUCACCAAUAUUUAUUGGAAGCUCAGAGGAGGUGGAGAAAUUGCAGAAGUUCUUGGCUUGAUUCUGUAAAAAAUUCUCCUUUAAUUCCUCCAACAUAAAUUCCGACAUUUUUGGACUUCGAUUCAUUGAUAGAAAUUGUUGUAUAUGCUCUGUUAUUUAA